This is a messenger RNA of Pseudonaja textilis, 1071 nucleotides long. RefSeq names its product melatonin receptor 1B (gene MTNR1B). Gene Ontology annotation, molecular function: melatonin receptor activity. Gene Ontology annotation, biological process: G protein-coupled receptor signaling pathway. NCBI's taxonomy places the organism in Eukaryota, Metazoa, Chordata, Lepidosauria, Squamata, Elapidae. The record is from RefSeq and is a predicted model, not a curated record. Gene Ontology annotation, cellular component: plasma membrane.
AUGCUGGAGAAUGGCUCCCUGAGGAACUGCAGCGGGCUGGCGGGACGAGCCCCCUUCGCCUUCCCUUCGAGCCCGCGCGGGGGAGACGACGGCGAGGCGGCUGCAGACCCGAGACCGCGCUGGGUGGUGCCGGUGCUGUCCAGCGUGCUGAUCUUUACCACCGUCGUCGACGUGGUGGGGAGCCUGCUGGUCGUCGUCUCGGUUUUCAAGAACCGCAAGCUCCGGAACGCAGGCAAUGUGUUUGUGGUUAGCUUGGCCUUGGCGGACUUAGUGGUGGCCUUGUACCCUUAUCCUUUAGUCCUCGUUGCCCUUUUUCACAACGGCUGGUCCUUGGGAGAAGCACACUGCAAAGCAAGUGGCUUUGUGAUGGGAUUAAGCGUGAUAGGUUCCAUCUUCAACAUCACCGCCAUUGCCAUCAACAGGUACUGCUACAUUUGCCACAGUUUUGUAUACAAUAAAGUGUACAGUUGGCCGAACACGGUGUUUUAUGUCUGCCUUGUCUGGGUUCUCACUGUGGUUGCGACUGUGCCAAACUUUUUCGUCGGCUCUCUCAAGUACGAUCAAAGGAUCUAUUCGUGCACCUUCACCCAAACAACCAGCUCCUGUUACACCAUUGCCGUUGUCGUCAUCCACUUCAUUCUUCCGAUCACCAUUGUGACCUUCUGCUACUUGAGGAUUUGGAUUCUGGUGAUACGGGUCAGGAGGAAAGUCAAAUCAGAAUUGAAGCUGAAGAUCAAACCAAGUGACUUCCGAAACUUUCUCACCAUGUUUGUUGUCUUUGUGAUCUUUGCCUUUUGCUGGGCUCCGUUGAACUUAAUAGGUCUGGCUGUGGCCAUUAAUCCUUCAGAAGUAGCACCUAAAAUUCCUGAGUGGUUGUUUGUUGUGAGUUACUUCAUGGCCUACUUCAACAGUUGCCUUAAUGCAAUAAUCUAUGGGUUGCUAAACCAAAAUUUUCGGAAGGAAUACAAACGAAUUCUAAUGUCCCUGUGGAUUCCCACACUGUUUCAUCAGAACUCUUCCAAAGAGGGAGACAGAAAUACGGAAGAGCAAACUUUCUCCUGCUUUAAAUAA